UAGAAGCAUACUGAAACCAAGAUGCGGGUCCCCGGAAAACAUAGUCCCUCACUGAUACGCCUCAUCGGAUACAGAUGCCGCGGCCGCAGCUCGCUGGUGGCCCCAACUAUGGUACGCUGGAGACGACGCCCAAUGCCCCGCCUCGCCGCCUAUCGCAAUGGUACACCAACAUGUUCAUGAUCAACUUUGUCGAGUUCGCAGCCGAAUCCUCGCGCGGCGUCGUGUUGGCCACACUCUUCCUCUACACCAAGUCGCUGGGCGGAGACCUGGCCUUCAUGGGAAUGCUCACGUCGCUCUUCUCAGUGGGGCGUCUCAUCUCGUCCACAGUCUUCGGCUGGAUGUGCGACCACUACUCGUUCCGCUCGGUGUAUCUCGUAUCGUCGGGUAUCUGCCUGGUGGGGAACAUCAUCUACCUCAUCGCGGACCAACAUGUGACUGGCAGUUUGACAGCGUUGGCAGCCAGUCGGUUCAUCGUAGGCUUCGGAGCUGGCAACCGCAGCGUCUGCCGUGCUGACGUGGCCUCGAUCACGACUAUUAACCAGCGCCUCACAUACUUGACGAUGCUGGCCACUGUUGUGUUCCUCGGUUAUGCUUUAACCCCAGGUCUUGGCAGCCUAGUGGCCAAUACCGACACAUACGUGUUGGGUGUUCACUUCAACAAGUUCACGUCUCCAGGGCUGAUUUUGAUCAUCUUUAACGUGUUGACAAUUGCUGGCAUGUUGACGUUGUACGACGCAUCUAUUCAGACUCAUGAUGGUCCAUUGGAGUCCCCACAAGACGCUGCAGUGAAAAAGACUCUGAGCAACAUAACGACCAUGCCAGAACGCAUCGUGAAUAUCGGUGCAGUGGUUUUUAUCUUCCUAAACUUCAAUGCACGCGGCAUCUUGUCUGUGUUCGAGACAGUGAAUAUCCCGCUGUUUCUCCAGGUAACGGGCAGUGAUCCGGAGAGCGUCAGUGCAGUAGUGGACGCGUCCAAUUUCCAGUUUUAUCUGGGGUUACUAGGACUGCUGUCGUAUUUUUCGAUCGAGUACUUCCGUCACAGCAUUUCUGACGUAAACUGGGUACAAUUAGGAUUCGUGAUGCUGCUGUUAGGCAACGUGAUGCUGGUAGUGACGCCUGCCAGCUUAUCAUUCCCACAACUGGCAGUGGCCGAGUUUUUCGUGUGGAGUGUGGGUUGCCCCAUUACGACAGCGGUUGUCGUAGCCGCGUUCUCAAAGCUGCUGGGUGGCCGGCCUCAAGGAACGCUCAUGGGUUUGCUUGGCUCUGCGGCCUCGGUAUCGCGCAUCAUUCUGCCUUUGCUUCCCGCUGCUAUUCCUACACUCUCCCCUGUCUUCUGGAUCGACAUUCUGCUGUGCACCUUCAGUAUUUUGUUGCUGUGGUGGUACAGCCGACUCGUGCACAAAACGAAGCUGCAGAUGCUGGAAGAUGCAGAAAUUGCAUUCCAGUUGCUCUCGCCUGGAAACGAUCCUCGAUCGCCUCUGGGCUCUGACAAAGUGGAUUUCCCUGACAACUGAAGCAUUAAUUUGUUAAUCGAUUUCAGACAAAAACUUUGGUUUGACGAUCUAUUCGAGCUACCAGCCAUGUCUACAUAUUGACAAUCCUAGCUUAGCGCGUAGACGAAGGCUUAACUUCGCCAAAUUGCUGGUGGCCUGUAGCUUCUGAAUGCGAAAGUGCUUCUUUCUGUAAAAAAAGGCAAAUAUUGUGAGCUGAGCGA
This is a messenger RNA of Phytophthora nicotianae INRA-310, 1714 nucleotides long. RefSeq lists its product as hypothetical. Gene Ontology annotation, biological process: transmembrane transport. NCBI's taxonomy places the organism in Eukaryota, Oomycota, Peronosporomycetes, Peronosporales, Peronosporaceae. The transcript has a single exon. The record is from RefSeq and is a predicted model, not a curated record. The coding region runs from base 75 to 1514 and encodes 479 amino acids. Gene Ontology annotation, molecular function: transmembrane transporter activity.